Megalopta genalis is the source of this 1705-nucleotide messenger RNA. Lineage: Eukaryota; Metazoa; Arthropoda; Insecta; Hymenoptera; Halictidae. The record is from RefSeq and is a predicted model, not a curated record.
AAAUAUCUCAUGCCUUUUACACAAGCUCACGGCUGCUCCCGGUUAGGGUGCUUGCAGGUGUUUGCAGGUGCUUACGCGUAGGGAUUACUGUCCAUACGCAGUCGGCAUCUAGCAGUUGCAAACAAGCCCUUAAACCUUUUCUAUGCACACAUAGUGUAGUCGAUGCCGAAAACAUUCAUUUUUGGACAAUGUCCUACAUUCAAGAAAGCUUUCGGACAAUAAACGUUCAUAGAUAAUAAUUAAUAUAUGGAUAUUGUAAUUGUUAAAUUAUCUUAAUAUAUGUGUCUACCUCUCGUACCAAAAAUAAGUAAAGUACACAGUCAGUAUUAUAUCUUAAGUUCAACGAUUUGUCUUCCGUGAGUCAAAAUGGUUUCCCAAAUAUUUGAUGAAUCUCCAAAAGAAAUGCAGUUAUUAAAUUCAGACAAUGAAUCACAGAGCCAAAGGCAAAGGGAUAGUGUUGAGAAAGUACAAAUGAAAAAACAACUUGGCCUUUUAGAAGGUGUUGCAAUUAUUGUAGGAAUUAUAUGUGGUUCAGGUAUUUUUAUUUCUCCAAAAGGUGUCAUUGUAGAAAUAGGAAGUGUUGGAGCAUCUUUAAUUAUUUGGGUACUAUGUGGGGUUUUAUCUAUGAUUGGAGCAUUAUGUUAUGCCGAAUUAGGAACUUGUAUACCUCGUAGUGGUGGUGAUUAUGUUUAUAUCUGUGAAUCUUUUGGAGCACUACCUUCUUUUUUAUAUUUAUGGGCUGCUAAUUUAAUUGUUGUACCAACUACUAAUGCUAUUAUGGGAUUAACAUUUGCACAAUAUGUUUUACAACCAUUCUUUCCAAAUUGUGAUAUUCCAGACUAUAGUGUACGAUCAAUAGCAGCUCUCACUAUUUAAAUUGCAGUAGCUAUCUAUUCAGGUAUAUUUUCAUAUUCUGGGUGGAAUUAUCUAAAUUUCAUGACAGAAGAAUUAAAAGAUCCUUAUAUAAAUUUACCACGAGCUAUCUACAUAUCAUUACCUUUAGUUACUUCCAUAUAUGUAUUGGCAAAUGUUGCAUAUUUAUCAGUUUUAACAUCAACUGCUAUGAUUGCUUCUCAUGCAAUAGCUGUGACGUUUGGAGAUCAACUACUUGGUGCAAUGGCCUGGAUAAUACCAGUAAUGGUAGCUAUAUCUGCAUUUGGAGGAUUGAGUGUUCAUAUUAUGACAUCAUCUCGAUUAUGUUUUGUUGGUGCUAGAAAUGGUCAUCUUCCCUCAAUGUUAGGUCACAUUAAUGUUUCAAGAUUUACACCUACACCUGCAUUAUUAUUUCUUUGCAUCUUAUCUUUAAUAAUGCUUUGUACAAGUGAUAUUUCGGUAUUAAUCACAUACUGCAGUAUAGUUGAAACAUUCUUUAUCAUGCUGUCAGUAGCUGGUGUUUUAUGGCUUCGUUAUAAAGAUCCCAACAUGAAUCGACCAAUUAAGAUGCCUCUAUGGAUUCCUAUCACAUUUGUGGCUAUAUGUGCGUUUUUAGUGAUUGUUCCCUGUUACGAAAGACCAUAUGAAGUUGGCAUAGGUACCUUAAUAACUUUAUCUGGUAUUCCAGCAUAUUUUGCUGGUGUUAAAUGGAGAAAUAAGCCAGUAUGGUUUCAGAAAAUUAAUUACAAAGUUACUUAUACUAUACAGAAGCUGUUCAUGUCUGCUAUUGAGGAACGAGACAUCUAACUUCAGAUAUCAGAAAUUUAAAAAA